Molecule: messenger RNA, 1784 nt
Organism: Microtus ochrogaster (prairie vole)
Lineage: Eukaryota; Metazoa; Chordata; Mammalia; Rodentia; Cricetidae
Product: guanylate-binding protein 1-like
Exons: 10
Coding region: 15-1784 (589 amino acids)
Molecular function (GO): GTP binding; GTPase activity
Source: RefSeq, a predicted model, not a curated record
AGAGUGCUGUGUAAAUGGCCUCAGAAAUCAACAUGCCAGGCCCAGUGUGCCUCAUCGAGAACUCUGAUCAGCAGUUGGCAGCCAACCAGGAAGCACUGGACAUCCUGUCUGCUAUCAAGCAGCCUGUAGUGGUGGUAGCUAUUGUUGGCCUUUACCGUACAGGAAAAUCCUACCUGAUGAACAAACUGGCUGGAAAGCAGCAAGGCUUCUCUCUGCGUUCUACAGGCCAGUCUCACCCCAAGGGGAUCUGGAUGUGGUGUGUGCCUCAUCCCCAGAAGGCAGACCACACCCUAGUUCUGCUGGAUACUGAGGGUCUGGAAGAUUUAGAUAAGGGAGACAACCAGAAUGAAUGCUGGAUCUUUGCGUUGGCGGUCCUCCUCAGCAGCACCUUCAUCUACAACAGCAUAGGAGGCAUCAACCAGAAUGCCACGGACCAACUGCACUAUGUGACAGAGCUGACUGAUCUAAUCAAAUCAAAGGCAUCACCUGAGCAAAGUGACAUAGAUGACUCAGCUAACUUUGUGGGCUUCUUUCCAGUCUUCGUGUGGACUAUGAGGGAUUUCUCCCUGGAACUGGAAGCUAAUGGAGAUUCUAUCACUCCUGAUGAAUACCUGGAGAAGUCACUGACUUUGAGAGAAGUGACGAAUGAGAAAACUGAAAGCUUUAAUAAGCCUCGACUAUGCAUCAGGAAGUUCUUUCCAAAGAGGAAGUGCUUCGUCUUCGACAGGCCUGCUGGGAGAAAGCAACUUUCUAAACUAGAGACAAUUCCAGAGACAGAGUUGAGUGCAGAAUUUGUAGAACAAGUUGAAAAAUUCACCUCAUACAUCUUCAGCUCUUCUGAUGUCAAGACCCUGUCUGGUGGCAUCAAAGUCAAUGGGCCACGUCUGCAGAGUCUGGUAGUGACCUAUGUCAAUGCCAUCUGCAGUGGAGAAGUACCCUGCAUGGAAGAUGCUGUACUGACUUUGGCCCAGAUAGAGAACUCAGCUGCAAUGCAAAAGGCCAUUGAGCAGUAUGAAGAAAGGGUGAACAAUAAGGUCCAGUUACCCACGGAAACCCUCCAGGAGCUGCUGGACUUGCUCAGGCCUAUUGAGAGUGAGGCCAUUGCGGUCUUCACGAAGAAUUCUUUCAAGGAUAUAGACCAAAAGUUCCAGGAGGAAUUAGGGGCCCUGCUUGAUGCCAAGCGAGAUGAUGUGAUUAAGAAGAACAAAGACUCUUCAUCAGCUCUUUGUUCAGAUUUGCUGGAGAAUAUCUUUGGUCCUCUGGAAAGAGAAAGGAAACAAGGGACAUUUUCGAAACCUGGAGGUUAUGACGAUUAUCUUCAAGAAAAAAAAAAGUUGGAGAAAAUGUAUAACGAGGUUCCUAAAAAGGGGCUACAGGCUAAAGAGAUGCUGAGAAAGUACUUUAAGUUCAAGGAGGAUGUUGCUAAUUCACUUCUAAAGAUGGAUCAGUCACUCACAGAAAAAGAAAAGGAGAUUGAAGUGGAACGGAUAAAGGCUGAAGUUGCUGAGGCUGUAAACACAGAAUUGAAAGAAAUGCAAGAGAAUUAUGAGCUGAUGACGGAAGAGAAGGUAAAGAGUGUCCUGGAGCAUGUGAAGCAGCUGUCGCAGAAGAUGCAGAAGGAGUGGGAACAGUUAAAGCUUGAGCAACAUAAAAUUGUUUCCCUUAAACAUAAGGAAAAGGACCGGCUUUUCCGGGAAGGAUUUCACAAUGAGAGCAAGAAACUUCUUGAAGAGAUCGACAAAAUCAAUAGGUAUAAUCCACCUAUACCAUGCACCAUACUCUAA